AUGUCCCUUUUCCGAAAAUUUCAUCUUCCUAAGCUAUCAAAAAGUAAAGCAGUAUCUGGAAAUUAUAUAAAUUCAAGUAUCCAGCGCUUCGAUUGCAACAAUUUAUCUGUUAAGGAGAGAAUCGGACAAGGAGCGUUUGGCGAUGUUUAUACUACCGACUACAGAUUCCCGGGAGAUGACAAAACGACAACAGUUGUGGUAAAGAAAAUGCUGCAUGUCCUAGAUGACGAGGAAAAGAAGCUAUUUUCCAAGGAGGUGGCCCUUCUUCAUGACCUGAAGCACAAAAACAUCGUUGAAUUCAAAGCCGUGUGUUGUCAGCCUCUUGCCAUGAUGCUUGAGUAUGUGUAUUUUGAUUUCAAGCAAUUUGGAUCAGAUGUGCGUGUCAGUUCACUCGCUGACUUUUUGGUGAAAAUUGAUGAAUUCAAUUGUGUGGACUUUCACGAGCUGAAUUACCAUGCAGCAGCUGAAAUUGUUGAGGGCCUGGCUUCUCUUCAUUUGAAAGGAAUUGUGCAUAGAGAUCUCAAACCCGCCAACAUAUUAAUAAGCAACCAACAUUAUUGCGAAUUGGCAGACGAUGAAGAAAUCACGUGACAGUAUCUUUUGAGACCAAUAGCAUGCAAGCUCACGGAUUUUGGGGAGAGUCGGUCACUGCUUAUCCAAACACAGUCUUUUAUUUCAACGAAAACCACCAACGUUGACGGAGGAACUGCGGUGUAUAUGGCACCAGAAAUUCUUCUCAACUAUUUGCCCAAAACUGGCAUUUCGAUCUCUGAUCUCCUCCUUGUAGACAUUUGAGCCCUUGGUAUGAUCUUCUUUUGCUUGAUAAACCCAAGUCUAAAAUACCCCUUUCGCUCAGAGAUCCGAUCAGCAGGAGGCAUUAGUUCCCAGGAAGAGCUAA
This is a messenger RNA of Porites lobata, 898 nucleotides long. NCBI's taxonomy places the organism in Eukaryota, Metazoa, Cnidaria, Anthozoa, Scleractinia, Poritidae. The record is from the annotation of a GenBank genome assembly.